Ostreococcus tauri is the source of this 924-nucleotide messenger RNA. Its product is annotated as DnaJ domain. NCBI's taxonomy places the organism in Eukaryota, Viridiplantae, Chlorophyta, Mamiellophyceae, Mamiellales, Bathycoccaceae. The record is from RefSeq and is a predicted model, not a curated record. Bases 1 to 924 code for a protein of 307 amino acids. The transcript has a single exon.
AUGGCGAAAGCGGCGCGGGACAAGGCCCGGAAGGCUUUCGCGACGAAGAUGCGCGCGCUAGUGAGCGACCAAGGGCGGGCGUACGAGAAGAUCGUCGAUCAGAUGGGUCGCGAGAACUCACGGGAGUACGUGCUGAGCGUUCGGCACGCGCCGAGCGCGAAUAAAGACGUCGUGGGUAACGAUGCGGUCGGCGUCCUGAGCGAUUGGUUGCCGGUGUGCGAGGUCGUCGUUGCGGAUAGGAAGGCUUACGAGGCGCAGAUGUACUUUAAGAAACAAGGGAUGGCGGUACCGGAGACGGAGCAGAUGUCGUUGGAGAGCGCACAAAUUGAAGGCGUUCCUGCGGUGCGGAUGAUGCUGCCGAAAUACGAGGAACACGUGGCGGCGAUGGCGUUCGUCAUGGCGGGGGCGAAGGAAUUGAACAUGUCGGAGAUCGAGUACGGGCUGGAGGACUGGGGAUCGUUCGAGUGUGCCGUAGAUUCGCUCGCGGCGCAAGUGAACCAGAGCGGCAAGUUUGAAGCCGCCGCAAAGCUCUUAGGGGUGUGCGCCGACGACGAACCGUCUGAGAUCAAAAAGGUCUAUCGCAGACUCAUCGCGGAGGCGCACCCGGAUCGUAACCCGGAUGCGACGCAAGAGCGCUUCAACGCCAUCAAGGAUGCGUACGAGCUGUUGUGCGGCCGUGGAGACACCGCAGGGACAACGUAUGAAGGCCUGGGAGAUCAUCGCCGAGACUUCGUUGCGCUCGAUAAGAGCCACUUCGGGGUAACGACAGCAGACAAGGGCCAGACUGAUCCGGCGUCCAUCGCGUUCGCCAUGCGCACGCUCACGAUUUACGACCGCGUGGGAACUGUGUUCACUACGCGUAAUCUGAAGCUUGCGCAAAAGACAGCCGCCAAGGCUGCGAGCGAGUGCGCGGUCAACGUAUAA